This is a messenger RNA of Mercenaria mercenaria, 2416 nucleotides long. RefSeq names its product asparagine synthetase [glutamine-hydrolyzing]-like. Gene Ontology annotation, cellular component: cytosol. The record is from RefSeq and is a predicted model, not a curated record. The coding region runs from base 170 to 1831 and encodes 553 amino acids. The transcript is spliced from 9 exons. Lineage: Eukaryota; Metazoa; Mollusca; Bivalvia; Venerida; Veneridae. Gene Ontology annotation, molecular function: asparagine synthase (glutamine-hydrolyzing) activity.
AUUGAUAUACAUGCUCGAACAUGACUGAAAGCAUGGGCUGGCUAUUAUUUGAUGAAAUGUUGCAUCACCGGCAGUAUAUUAACUAAAUGCAAGCCGUCUGUUACCUUAUUUUGUGUGUGCGACAAAAGGAGGAUAAUAUACAUUGCAAAAUAACCUACUGACAACAACCAUGUGUGGAAUCUGGGCGAUAUUUGGUAGUGAGGGGGAUAUUGCGUUCCAGUGCAACUGUGUGCACAAAAUUACCCACAGAGGCCCUGACGCGUUUAGAAUUGAAAACAUUAACCAUUUUCCGAACAGCUGUUUGGCUUUUCAUAGACUUGCAAUUGUAGAUGAUCUCUGUGGCAUGCAGCCUAUGAGGACCUUUCAACAUCCAUACGUUUACCUUAUAUACAACGGAGAAAUCUACAACUUCAAGGAGCUUGAAAAAGAAUUUGGAAUUAAACAAGACACAGCCUGCGACGGAGAAAUAAUUAUUCAUCUGUAUGCAAAGUACGGCAUAGAGUUCGCCGCCAAACAUCUAGAUGGCGUGUUUUUCUUUUGUCUUAUGGACACAGCUAACAGAAAAGUUUACCUUGGUCGAGACACUUUUGGUGUACGGCCAGGAUUUAGAAUUACAACAGAAGAUGGCUUUUUGGCUGUAUGUUCCGAAGCUAAAGGUUUAGUAGGACUGUCAUAUAACAACUCCCAGGCAUGUGAUACAUCAAAGGUUGAACAUUUCCCCCCGGGGCACGUGGAGACGUACUCAUUAGACAAGGAGGGGAGAGCUGCCUUGACGGAGUGUUCCAGGUUUCAUAAGAUUGCAGAACAACCUGCCUACCCUACAUUUCCAGUAACUAUCGGAAAAGAUGUUAAACAGAAUAUUAGAGAGUUUUUAACCAUGGCGGUCCGGAAGCGACUUAUGGCGGAUCGGCGUAUCGGCUGCCUCUUGUCGGGAGGUCUGGAUUCGAGUCUCGUUACUGCACUUGUUGUUAAACUAGCUAAAGAAUUAGGUAUGGACUACAAGAUUCAGACCUUUUCAAUCGGCAUGGAAGGAUCAACUGACUUACAGGCAGCCAAAAAGGUUGCCGACUUUUUAGGUACAGAACAUCACGAGUUGGUGUUUACUCCAGAACAGGGUAUUGAAGCUCUAGAAAAUGUUAUAUAUCACCUGGAAAGUUAUGACAUUACCACUGUUAGAGCAUCUGUAGGUAUGUAUUUAAUCAGUCAGUAUAUCAAAGAAAAGACGGACGCAACUGUGAUAUUAUCUGGGGAGGGCUCGGACGAGGUGGCGCAAGGAUACAUCUAUUUCCACAAAGCGCCAUCUGUUGAGGAAGCUAGUGAAGAAAGCAGACGAUUGUGCAAUGAUUUAUACAUGUACGAUGUCCUCAGAGCGGACAGAACAACAUCUGCAUGGGGGCUUGAAUUGAGAGUACCUUUCCUGGACCACCGUUUUAGUCACUACUACAUGUCUCUACCUGACGACGAUAAACGCCCGAAACAUGGUAUAGAGAAACAUCUUCUGCGCUCCGCAUUUUCCGGCGAAGGUCUUUUACCAGACGAGAUUUUAUGGCGGCCAAAGGAAGCGUUCAGCGACGGAGUGUCGUCCGUAACAAAGUCAUGGUACGAGGUGCUGCAAAACCACAUUGAUGUUCAGAUAAACGAUGAUGAGCUCGAGGAUUCGGCUAAAACAUUUACCCACAACACACCACAGUCAAAGGAAGCGUUGUAUUACAGGAGAAUAUUUGAGAAGUUCUACCCAGGUCUCGGUAAAUGGAUCCCGUAUUUCUGGAUGCCGAGGUGGUCUCAAACCUUAGACCCUUCUGCUAGAACACUUAAACAUUAUAAACAGUGAAAAAUUGUUAGCGGUCAGAGUUGUCGGUGGUUCAUACUUUACCCUUACCAUGCUGGACACGACUCAGUCUGCCUUUGCGACCAGAGUAGAUCAUGAUCAGCCGGCACAUCCGUGCAGUCUGAUCAUGAUCUGCACUAUUCGCCACUCAGUAUCUUUUUGGUAUGCACCCCUUUUAAAAGUUAAUGGUACAGUCCAAAUUGAAAGAUGGUUAAGUUCAUUAUAGAAAUAGUGCAGGGUAAGGGUUUAUUUGCUUAAGCGCUUUUGAGGAACAAGGUGGUAUUUUUUUUUUAAAAUAACGUAAAACUUUAGUUUGAUUUUAAAUGAAUAGCCUCUUGUUUUUCGUACACUCUACAGAUCCGCACUGUAGUAUAUAAAAACCGGUAAAUGAAUUUAAUUUCAUAUUUCUUAUGUUUUUCUUUAUUAUUCUGAUAAUCAAAUGAAUAAGAAUUUGCGUUUUUAUACUUUGUUAAAUAUGCGGUUGCAUAUCGGAGGUUAGUGUCAAAUAGGAAAAGAAGUAUUUGUUAAAGUAUACUGCUUAUGUGUUCUGAUCUGUUCUGUUCUGUGCGUCAUAAAUCAGGAAAUGUU